This is a messenger RNA of Panthera uncia (snow leopard), 612 nucleotides long. RefSeq names its product 60S ribosomal protein L31-like. The record is from RefSeq and is a predicted model, not a curated record. Bases 1 to 612 code for a protein of 203 amino acids. The transcript is spliced from 3 exons. Gene Ontology annotation, molecular function: structural constituent of ribosome. Gene Ontology annotation, cellular component: cytosolic large ribosomal subunit; ribosome. Gene Ontology annotation, biological process: cytoplasmic translation. NCBI's taxonomy places the organism in Eukaryota, Metazoa, Chordata, Mammalia, Carnivora, Felidae.
AUGGCCCACCAGCAAGGAGGCAACGGACGGGCCUUUCCAACCCGAGUGACAAGAAUAUUUGCGUUUGACACAGACCCCUCCGGUAGCAGCGUGGGGGCUGUACUGGAGCGCAGAGACUGCCGGCAGGAAGCAGGGGCAGGUUACCAGACCGGCUCCGUGGAAAAGCGGAGACAGGAAGGGCAUUUGGUCAAGGGCAUGGCUGUGAAUUUGGUGUUAACAGCUCCCACAAAGCAGGGUGGUGAGAAGGAGGGCCAUUCUGCCAUCAACGAGGCAGUGACCAGAAAACACACCAUCAACUUUCACAAGGGCAUCCAUGCAGUGGGUUUCAGGAAGAGUGCCCCUCAGGCCCUCAAAAAGAUCCAGAAAUUUGCCAUGAAGGAGAUGGGAACUCCAGAACUCCCAGAUGUGUGCACGGACAUCAGGCUCAACGAAGCUGUCUGGGCCAAAGGCACAAGGAAAGGCCCAUGCCGAAACCUUGCAGGAUGGUCCAGAAAGUGUAAUAAACAUGAAGGGUCACCAAACAAGCUAUGCACAUUCUCUACCUACGUACCUAUCGCCGCUUUCCAAAAUGUACAGUUAAUGUGGGUGAGAACCAACCAGACUGUCAAAUAA